Molecule: messenger RNA, 1149 nt
Organism: Stegastes partitus (bicolor damselfish)
Lineage: Eukaryota; Metazoa; Chordata; Actinopteri; Pomacentridae
Product: mannose-binding protein C-like
Exons: 7
Coding region: 108-764 (218 amino acids)
Cellular component (GO): multivesicular body
Source: RefSeq, a predicted model, not a curated record
CAGGCUCUUUGUUCUUCGACCAUGUGGAGUCUCUGCUUCUAUUUUCGUUGAAGCAUCACAUUUUGGAGAGAAUUCCUGCGUAGACUGAAAAUUAUCAACUAUACAAAAUGAGGCUGUGUCUCCUGUUCUACAUCCUCUGCCUGAUGGCUCCGACUGCCUACAAUCAGUUUCAAGGUCUUCCUGGUCCCCCAGGUGCCAGAGGACCUCCUGGGCCCCCAGGACCACCAGGCAUAUCAGGACCAAGGGGACCAACUGGAAUGCUUGGACUUCGUGGACCUCGUGGACCGCCUGGACAAGUUGAAAAGUGUGAACAAGAUUCCCCUGGCUCUGUGGACCGGGAUGUUAAAGCCCUACAGCAGACCAUUGCGAAGUUAGACCUGGCUAUAACUUUUGAUUUUGUUCGAAGCAUUGGUCACAAAUACUUUGUGUCCAACAAGGAGAGAGGCUCCUUCUCGAAGGCCGUAGACUUCUGCUCCCAACGAGGCUUAGAGCUGGCUUUACCACAGAACGAGGAGGAGAACAGCAUGCUGACUCAGUUGUAUGGUGAAUCUGAUAAAAUGGCCUGGCUCAACGUCAACAAUGAAAAGGCAGAGGGGAAUUUUGAGUUUGAUAUGAGAAAGCAACCUCUGACCUUCACCAAGUGGGGACAAGGACAGCCAGAUACAUCCAUCCAGGAAACAGGCUGCACCAUGCUGACAGAAAACGCUGUCUGGCAAGUGACACGUGAAUGUUCUCAGAAUGCUUAUAUCAUUUGUCAGUUCUGAAAAGGUCUUGUAUAUCAAGCAACAAUUUUCAGGAGCCACAGAAGAUGCACAUGUAUUCNCUCUCACAGCGAGGUUAACUUUCAUCUUCUGCAGUCUUUACUCUUAUCCAACAGGAUUGUAUUAGGACUUGUGUUGCACUAAAAGUGAUUCAGAAAUGAAACCAGGUUCCAUCCAGUAAGACCGGAAUCCUGAGUGACAUGUAGAAAAUAAUCAGUCCAUGCUUAUGAAACACAAAUACACAAUCAGCAUGUCAUUGUUGCUGCUGCAGAGACAAGUACCUGUAUGAAGAAAAAAAAUAGUAUGCAGAAAGUAUAUUAUACAUGUAAAGAAACAACAUGAUGUGUUUUGUAACCGUACAUCCUAAUAAAGUGUAUUACAAUGCAAU